AUGUACACUCAAACGUUCCAAAACACCUUCCUGGUAGACGUCCUCGAAUACGUUAAGUUAGUCAAAUCUAACUAUAAAUGUGAAGAACAAGAUUCCGAAAGCUCCACAAAGAUAAGUUGUAAGGAAGAUGUUGACAUCGAGGCAAAUGCUGAAGAAAGCUUAGAGAGGAAUUCGAAGGAUUCAGAAGUGGAAAAGGAUCCUUUUCUGGUAGAUUGGAUAGACGCUCAUGAUCCUGAAAAUCCAAUGAAUUGGUCAAAGGGUAAAAAGGCUCUUGUAGUUGUUCAAAUUAUGCUUUUAACUUGCGUUACAUAUAUGGGAGCAUCAAUAUACACACCUGGCCAGGAGGCCAUUCAAGAAGAGUUUGGUGUCGGCCAUGUCGUAGGCACACUCAAUCUCUCAAUGUAUGUUUUGGGUUAUGGAUUGGGUCCAAUGAUUUUUUCACCUCUUUCUGAAGUCGCUUCAAUUGGCAGGCAGCAUAUUUACAUUAUUACUCUCUUCUUUUUCUGUCUUUUUCAAGUGGGAUGUGCCACAGUGAAAAAUAUUGGCGGCCUGGUAGUUUUGCGCUUUAUCAGCGGUGUUUUGUGCUCACCAUCAUUGGCUACAGGCGCCGGGAGUAUGGGUGAUAUGAUAUCUCCAGAGAUCGUUCCUAUUUUCAUUGGACUUUGGGCAAUCGGAGCGGUCGCAGCACCUGUUCUUGCUCCUCUUCUUGGAGCUGCUAUGGUAGUAGCUAAAGGAUGGAGAUUCAUCUUUUGGUUGUUGAUGUGGCUAAGUGCAGCAACUUUGAUUGUUUUAGCUGUCUUCUUUCCGGAAACACAGCAUGCCAAUAUAUUACACCGCCGUGCCAAUCGAAUUAGGAAACAAACGGGCGACAAUCGAUUUUACACAAGACAAGAAAAAAUUGAUUCCGAAAUACACAUUAGGGAUUUCAUUCUGGACACUUUAUACAGGCCAUUUGCUCUAAUGGUUUUGGAACCAGCAGUUCUUGCCUUUGAUGUGUACAUUGCUCUUUGUUAUGGUGCCUUUUAUCUAUUUUUUGAGGCUUUUCCAAUUGUUUUUAUUGGUAUCUACAACUUCACUCUCGUUGAAAUGGGAGUGGCAUACAUGGGAUUUUGCGUUGGAUGUGUGAUUGCUUACUUAGUCCUACUUGUGUUUCUUGCCAAGGUAAUCGCCCCGAAAUUCAAAAAUGGCACAUUUCAACCAGAGGAUUUCUUGCUUCUUGCUAUGGGGCUUUGUUGGUCCUUACCACUGUCAUUAUUUCUGUUUGGUUGGGCUGCAGGUGUCCACUGGAUUUUGCCGAUUAUCGCACAGAUAUUUUUUGUUUUGAAUGUAUUCAAUCUUUUCCAAGCCACGUUCGCUUAUUUGGCAAUUUGCUAUCCGCGCUAUCUCGCUUCCGUCUUCGCGUCCAAUGCGUUUUGCCGAUCUGUUUUUGCAUGCGCAUUCCCAUUAUUUGGAAAGGCAAUGUAUGACAAUCUUGGAAGUGAGAAAUAUCCGGUGGGUUGGGGAUCUUCGUUAGUCGGAUUUUUCUGCAUUGGGCUUGCUACCAUCCCAUUCAUUUUCUACAAAUUCGGUCCGUAUUUAAGAGGAAAGUCAAAGUACGCUAAUUAG
This is a messenger RNA of Lachancea fermentati, 1605 nucleotides long. Lineage: Eukaryota; Fungi; Ascomycota; Saccharomycetes; Saccharomycetales; Saccharomycetaceae. The record is from the annotation of a GenBank genome assembly.